AUGACCAGAUAUUCCCCGCUGCCAUCCGACGACGACUUCCACGAAGUUUUCAGCGCAGGUGGUUCCAAUGACGUAAUGAAGCACUUUGUGUCGUCCUCGAAGGCGGCGCUGCUCUGUCUCUAUUGUCUAGCCCUUUUGAUCCUCAUGGCUGAAUACUGGAAGUUUAUGGGAGACUCAGAGACUAGCACUCUGCCCUCACCUUUGCAGUCUGUCCUCUAUCACAACUACUGCGUCCACUACAACGUCAUUGCUCCCGUCACCGCAAGUUUUGAUCGGAUUGGUCAGAUACUGCACGUCAGUUCUGAUGUGCUUGACCACAGGAUUAUUGAGCAGGUAACCAACUGGAAUGCUCCCGUAUCAAUGACUGUAGUACUACGCUCAAUAGACCAGUACGCUUGUAUCGCGAAUUUUCUGAGGCGUAUCCGACGUGAAUCUGCGGCUGUGGCGCAACAUCUUCGUGCACAUCUCAUAUUCUCAAAAGUAUGGUCGGGGAACUGUACAAUUCCGCAAUCCGCACUCAGAUCUUCAAAAGUUCGAUGCGAAAAGGCUGCAACUACCGUGGAGCAAGUGGCACUCUAUCCAGCCAAUCUAGCAAGGAAUGUUGCUCGUAUGUUCUCGGCAACAAAAUACAUCGUCAUCACUGACUAUGAACAUCUCUUUAACGAAGGUUUCGAGAAUAUCGUGCGACUGGUGGCCGAGAGUCGACUGAAGGAGAAACCACUUACUAUGCUUGUCUACAGAAUUUUUGAAAUUGAUGAAAAGGUCAUCAAGAUGCCGCGAGACAAAGCCGAACUGCAAAAGUUGUACAAGUCAGGAGAUGCUGUGGUCUUCCAUUCAAAAUACUAUCCAGGUGCGCACGAAAUUGAUGGACUUUUAGACUGGUUCAAUAAGAAUGGUACCGACGGAGGACUUUUCGCAAAAGAUAGAAGAUACAACCGUGCAAACUGGGAGCCGCAAUUCGUUUCUCUCUGGCGAAUUCCAUUUCAUGAUGAGAUGUUUCCCUAUCAACUAAGGGACAAUACAGUACUGAGAUGGGAGAUGUGUCGUGCAGAGUACGCAAUAGAUAUUCUGGACGAUGUGUUCAUGUUCCACAAAGGGAUCAAGCAGAAGUCGAACGAUGGAAGGACAUGGGCCAUUCAGAAGCAGAAUUCGAAGAAGUUCGUGAAGGCAUUGGAAAUGUUCAAGGCUCGCAUGGACAAAGAAUACCCACGCACAAAAGAGAGCUGCCCUGAACCCCAACGAUAG
Messenger RNA from Necator americanus (New World hookworm), 1245 nucleotides. RefSeq lists its product as uncharacterized. The record is from RefSeq and is a predicted model, not a curated record. The transcript has 12 exons. NCBI's taxonomy places the organism in Eukaryota, Metazoa, Nematoda, Chromadorea, Rhabditida, Ancylostomatidae. The coding region runs from base 1 to 1245 and encodes 414 amino acids.